Messenger RNA from Patella vulgata (common limpet), 894 nucleotides. RefSeq names its product cytosolic iron-sulfur assembly component 2B. Gene Ontology annotation, cellular component: cytosolic [4Fe-4S] assembly targeting complex. Gene Ontology annotation, biological process: iron-sulfur cluster assembly. Lineage: Eukaryota; Metazoa; Mollusca; Gastropoda; Patellidae. The transcript has 6 exons. The coding region runs from base 71 to 538 and encodes 155 amino acids. The record is from RefSeq and is a predicted model, not a curated record.
CAUCCAUCGACCGAGUUUGUUGACUGGAAAUUCUAGUGGUACUUAGGGGUAAUUGUGUUAUGUUUGCAACAUGUCUCUUGACAAUGCCAAUCCCAUUGUGUAUCAAAGAUCUGGAGCAAGACAGAUUUCAGCAGCAGAUGAAGAUGAUACUGUCAUUGAUGAAAUUGAUGACAGAGAAGUCUAUGAUCUUAUCAGAUCAAUAAAUGAUCCAGAACACCCUUUAACGCUUGAAGAACUAAAUGUAGUGGAACAUGCUAAUGUUCAUGUUGAUAAUAAAAAGAAUCAAGUUGCAAUAUCCUUCACUCCAACCAUACCCCACUGUAGUAUGGCCACAUUGAUAGGUCUGUCUAUAAGGGUUAAAUUACUCCGUUCUUUGCCAGCUAGAUUUAAGGUAGAUGUUCAAAUUUCACCAGGUACUCAUGCAUCAGAAGAAGCAGUGAACAAGCAAUUAGCAGAUAAGGAAAGAGUUGCAGCAGCUUUAGAGAACUCCCAUUUACUUAAAGUUGUAAAUGAAUGUCUCUCUAAUCAUGAAAACUAAAACACCAAUACUUUACAUAUUAAACCAGAAAACAAUUAAUAACUUACUGGAAAUAAGUAAGCCUUUCUAGUGACAAGUAAUGAAUUUGUAUGUCCAUGGAGGCAGAUAAUGUAUAUAUGUCACCCAAGACAUUCCACAAAUGGAGCAGGAGCGAUUUAAAUGUUUGUGUCAUUGGAGAUAUUUAAGUAAUCUACUAUAUUAUUUCAUACAUAUAUGAAACAUUAUUUGGAAACAUAUUGAGUAAGAUCUGUUAAAGACACUGUAUAAAACACCACUUACAAUGUAGUUUUUCUUUAACUUCUAAGUCAUAGUCAUUUAUUAUAAAAAAAAUAAAGUCAAAAUGAUUUGAAAAUUCA